AUGUUUUUGGUUGAACUUGCUGGAAAAAAAGAAAAAUUAGAUUCUUAUCCAGGUGAAGAUGUUUUAGUCUGGGAACAUUCUUGUCCUGGUACUAGUGUACAAGUUCCUCAAAAUCUAGAAAUUACAGUUCCAAAAGUUCCUAUUCGUUCAGAAAUUUCUGUUCCUCCAGAAAUUCCUCCUUUGCAAAAAUUAUGGUUUAAAUUCAAAUGGAAUCCAAGAGUUUUUUCUGUUGUAGUAAGCAGUUUUAUUACUAUAUUUGCAGCUAUUGGUAUUGAUUUAAUAGUUAGUUUAUAUACCGGUGGUCAAAAAAGAAAAGAAAUAUGA
This is a messenger RNA of Dentiscutata erythropus, 324 nucleotides long. The record is from the annotation of a GenBank genome assembly. Lineage: Eukaryota; Fungi; Glomeromycota; Glomeromycetes; Diversisporales; Gigasporaceae.